AGCCCUUCAUAGAGUCAGCAGAAGAAGAGAGAGCUGACAGCAGAGCAGCAACACAGGACAGAUUAUUAUUAUUACUGAAUUUUCGCCACUGUCUUAAAUAUUUUAUAUUAUAUAUAUACACACAUACAUAUACGUUAUUCUUUUUAUUUCCAGCCAUGGAGUUGUCUGAAAUACUGUACAACAAAGCGGAGUACAUUGAGACGGCUUCUGGCAACAAAGUGAGCAGACAGUCAGUGCUAUGUGGGAGUCAAAACAUCGUACUCAAUGGCAAAACCAUUGUGAUGAAUGACUGCAUCAUCAGAGGAGACCUGGCUAAUGUCAGGGUGGGCAGACACUGUGUGGUGAAGAGCCGGAGCGUCAUUCGACCACCUUUCAAAAAGUUCAGCAAAGGAGUGGCGUUCUUCCCGCUGCACAUCGGAGACCACGUCUUCAUCGAGGAGGACUGUGUGGUCAACGCAGCGCAGAUUGGUUCCUACGUCCACAUUGGCAAGAACUGCGUAAUAGGUCGUCGCUGUGUGCUGAAGGACUGCUGCAAGAUCUUAGACAACACUGUGCUCCCUCCUGAGACCGUGGUGCCGCCUUUUACCGUCUUCUCUGGAUGCCCAGGUCUCUUUUCAGCAGAGCUCCCAGAGUGCACGCAGGACCUGAUGAUAGAUGUUACCAAGAGUUACUACCAGAAGUUCCUGCCUCUCAGCCAGAUCUGAGUCCUGCUCCCAAAGCCCGUCAGCAGGAUCCACACUCUUUCCAGCCAGUGUCAGGUCAGGGUCGGGGUCUCUCAUUACAAAUGGACUCUGAGAGCUCAGCUUCUAUUCCUUCACCUCCCCAAAGGCCCCUGAGUUUCUCUGCCCAAGAACAAACAUUUGGUCCUGUAAAGAACCCUUACAUGAUUUGAGUUUUUGAGUAUGAGGAAAGCUGUUAUAGCUGCAGCCUGCAUUAGGCAAUGUUGUAUGUUUGCAGCUCCAAAUUGAAGGGAAGGUUUUGAAAAGUCUUUACUGAACUGCACACUCAUGUACACGCCCAAUGUACUGGCACUCAGUUCAAGAUAUUUAUUUCUGAUGAAUGAUUUCAUAUUCUAAUGAAGUAUGUUCAUGUAGUCUAAUACUUCUUUCUGGUCAGUGUGCUGUGGAGAAACUCAAGGAUCUCUGUGUGGCUGCCGAUAAUCACAACCUUUGCUCUCUGACAGCAGCUGUAGGGGAAGAUGAGGAUGAUGAGCUGUGAAGGGUGGAGGUGUAUUAAUACAGCCUGUAAUAUACUGUAUGACACCCAUGGACCAAUACAGCAACAACAAUGGUUGUGAUUGAGGAUGUUGGCUGUACAUGUGCAUUUUGCAUGUCCACAUUUCAUUUGGGAAACAGCAGUUACACUUCGUAUCAGCGAGUUGUUAAGAGUAUUCUGUUGUUUUACUCUUUUAUUUGAUUUCUAAUGUUGAAGAACUUGUUUGCUUUCUCCUUCACUGGUUUAUGUACUUUGUCAUAACACCAAUUUAUUACCGUGUUGAUUUUUAUUUCAUUAUGUUUCAAAUUAUCAACUGCAAUGUUAAUUUGAAUAUGUUGAUGUGUGCAGGACAGAUCCAUGUGCUUUGUCUUUUUCUGUAAACAAACAAUAGCCAGAGCCAACUUCUAAGAAAGUGCAGCAAUUAAAUAAAUGUAAAUGCUUGAAAAUCUGCCUCAAAUGGACUCUGCUCUGUCUGCUCUACAAUUAAAAGAAAAGCAGAUCACCAGUUAA
Molecule: messenger RNA, 1725 nt
Organism: Cottoperca gobio
Lineage: Eukaryota; Metazoa; Chordata; Actinopteri; Perciformes; Bovichtidae
Gene: dctn5
Product: dynactin 5
Exons: 6
Coding region: 156-704 (182 amino acids)
Cellular component (GO): dynactin complex
Source: RefSeq, a predicted model, not a curated record